AUGACGGAACAGAGACAACAGGACCGACCAGGCAUGCCUCUGAUGGCAACUCUCAACCACUCCCUCCAACAUGGCUUCUCGCCGAUCCAGCUGUCGCAACAGCAACAGCCCCAGCACCUGGAUCCGCCUUGCUCGUCCUGCAACAAACUCAUGAUCAACUGCAUUUCCAUCACUUCAGAUGGGCCCUGUGAGCACUGUCGAGCAGGAAACAUCGAGUGCAAGCUGCCAAAGAUGCAGAGCCAGAGCCAGUGGGGAUCAAACACAAACAGUCCGUCAGUGACAAGACAUCCAACUGUGCCUGCCUCACCAGCACAUCCACUUCCACCAGGAGGUGCUACAGCAGCGCCCGUCCCGGGCCCGCAAACACUUCAAAAUGUGCCUGGGUCCGCACAAGCUCCGCCUCAGUUGGGCACUAGUUCUCAACCUCCUCCAGUGUCGCAAACCCACCCAGACUACACAAGCCCACUCUCGGGAAGCUCGGGAACUCCAGCCCCCACUACUCCUCUUCCGCCUCUACACAACAUCAUCAACAUCGAUAAAAUCAACACAACAUUAGACACGUCGUCCACUGGCCAAACGGAACCCAACCGACUCAUUUCCUCGCAGGCAGACUUUCUCACCGUCACGUGCAAAGAGGUUCCCAUCGAAUCUCUCGAUGAUAUCACAAACUCGGGCCUGUCACAGGAAGAACAGUGUCAACUGCUGCAGGCGAUGUUGAAACGAUGCUCAGCAUACGUCAAGAGUAUCACCGGACUGCCGCUCAACUCGAAGUCACAUCUGCCACUCCAGUGGCGAUAUGUGGAUCCGGAAUCCAUGAGAGAAGGAAACAUUGUCUAUAGACUACUGCAGCUCGGCAUCCUUCCGUCUGAAACCUUCUGUAGAGACGCCCUGACCAUCUUCAGAGGCAACUUUUGCCCAUCGAACUACGUGUCGGAAAAGAUCACCUUUGAGCACCUGUUGGAACAUAGACCGACUCUGCUGUUGCUCUACAUUACGCUAGGAACUCGUGACAAUCUCGAACACAUGGAACUGCUCAAGUACUACCUAGAUGAGCAUAUUGCCUACUGCGCGUUCGUCAAGGGCGAUCUGUCGAGUGAAAUCAUCAUUGCUCUAGCGGAAAUGCUCUACUUUAUGGGUUAUCAGACGUAUCUUUACAAGUUCCACCAUCUUCUGCGUCUCUAUUUGGCGUCAAUCAUGGUUGUGGAUUACUCGUUGGAACCCGACUGCAUUCUGGGUGACAAUAUGGCACAUAAACGGUGGGAGCUGCGGGCUGUUGUGGGCUCCAACGCCAUGGCUACCUGUGUUGGACUGAUGCUGCCCAAGUUCCGAACCGUCCCUUGGUCUCCUCGACACAUGGACUAUGCAAAGCUGUUGCGAGAACAGGCCUGUGAUCCCGUGGAUUACUUUCUGGAGCGAAUUGCUGCCGUCGCGCAGAUGUCUAUGGACGUGAUCAACGCCCUGGACUCGAUUUCUGAUCCUUCUUGUGCUGAGGGAGGUUACUUGUCGCCCAUUCCAAAGGAUAUUCUGUUGAAUGUGGUGUCACCUCUCGAAGCAGCCUUUGAACGGGAAGCUGCUCAGCUGAGAAAGGACGCAGACGCUGGACUACUGCAUAUGGAGCACGUGGCUAUACUUGAGUCACUGCAUUCUCGGUCGUACAUGUACUUGUUUGAGACUACCAUGCUGCGUGCCACUCCCAAGACUCGCAAGAACAAUGCUUUUGUGUACUAUCUAGGACGACAGAUUCGGGUGGCUUCUGAGAUGAUUCGACGAUUUGUUUGUUACUCUUAUUGUUCUAACCUGCGUCUUCCUGUGCUCAUUUCGUUUAUCCCCUUGCAUGCUCUUGUUUCUUUGUCAAAAGCCCAGAUUCUGAGUCACACUAUGGGAGGCCAUUUCAAGGUGGACCUUCGAGGCAACCUGGAGAUUCUUCAGGAGUCGUGGACACGUAUGCUGGACGCCCAGUCGAGUUCUCGGUGUCUCCAGUAUGCCUUUGAGAAGGUAGUUUCUUCAGUGGAGAAGGUGGUGGAGAACGGUGAAAAGAUGGCUCCUUCGGAGGAGAAUAUUGAUGAUCUUUUUGGUGACAGCAGCCACGGCAACUAUUGGGUCUCUAUUGAGGAUACUUUCACCUAUGAUGAAGAUCCCGUUAGUGUCUACUUGCAUGGUCUGGGGGAUAGAGCCUUGGACUUUGGUGAGCGAUCGUAG
Yarrowia lipolytica CLIB122 is the source of this 2199-nucleotide messenger RNA. RefSeq lists its product as uncharacterized. Lineage: Eukaryota; Fungi; Ascomycota; Dipodascomycetes; Dipodascales. The record is from RefSeq and is a predicted model, not a curated record.